Molecule: messenger RNA, 9752 nt
Organism: Macrosteles quadrilineatus (aster leafhopper)
Lineage: Eukaryota; Metazoa; Arthropoda; Insecta; Hemiptera; Cicadellidae
Gene: enok
Product: histone acetyltransferase KAT6A
Exons: 19
Coding region: 393-8081 (2562 amino acids)
Biological process (GO): regulation of DNA-templated transcription; nucleosome assembly
Cellular component (GO): MOZ/MORF histone acetyltransferase complex; nucleosome
Molecular function (GO): DNA binding; histone acetyltransferase activity
Source: RefSeq, a predicted model, not a curated record
UGUCAGUAGAAUGUUUUGAAACAAAGUGGUGUAGUGAAGUGAUGUUGUGUUCUUCAAUAUUUCAUAAAUCGAUUAGUGAAAUUUAUUCUCGCUCUUGGUUCUGGAUUAUUUCGACUGCACAUUUUAUUAGAUCAAAUAUGUGAAUCACAACACAUUGUUGUCAACAACGUGUAAAAUUGAUACUGACGGCUAGCCUAUCCUGCAGGAAACUAAUGGCCUUUACUUGGAAAGUUCAUGUGCAUCGGUGGAUGGAAUAUAAAAAAUGUGACAAGUGUAAAGUGUACUAGUUUAAAAUGGUAGCAAUGCUGCCUACAUUCAUAAAGGACAUAUCAACUCCCCUUGUACCCGGGUAGGAUUUACGUUUAAGAGCUUUGAUGUAGGUUUAAAUAAAAAUGAGAGAACAGGUUAAUGUUAGCUUAUCAGAUUGGGAAAAAUGGAUUUUAGACGCAAUACGCAAAAUCCGAGCCCAGAAACAGAGACCUUCUGCCGAGAGAAUUUGUCAUGCUGUGCGUCAACACCAUCCCCACAGCGAAGAGGUGAUAAGAGAAUACUUGGAGCAGUUGGUCAAUGCUGGAACAGUUCUCAAAGUUUUUAAUAAAGGCCAGAAUACUUAUAAGGACCCUGGUGGAGUACAACAGACAAGGCAAUUAAAAAUAACCAAAGAUUCUGAUUUAUCCAAAGUAGUAUAUAGAGCAGCUCGGGAACUUCAAGAACAUGAUGGUUCUAGUUUAAAAAGUAUUGAGAAAUACAUUCAGCAAUCACAUACAUUAGAACUAUCUGAUCCGGAUGUUGAUCUGAGUACUGUGAUAAGAUUAUCAGCAAAGCGAGCAGUUGACAAGGGUUUGGUAGUGCUUGAUGGUAAACUUUAUAAGGCUGUGGAACAAGUUGCUGAAAAACCAAAAGUAAAGAAACUUAAAAGUGAAAGUGUUGGAACACCAAGUGAUGAUAUUCUCAAACAAGAGCGCUCAGAAGACGACGAUAAAACAUUUAAAACGCCUAAGUCUUGUGCUAGGAAGAAGAGAACUUCAGACAAACAUAAUGAACCAGCCAAGAAGACAGCGUUACCCAUAUGCAGCGAGUGCCUGGGGACAGCAGACAAGAACCGCGCUGGGGAGGCAGAGGCGCUCAGUUGUUGCGCCAGCUGCGGAGUCGGCGUCCACCUCAGCUGUGUGCCUCAGUCCAAAGACCCCAGCCUGGCACCACUAUUGUCCACGUGGUAUUGUGAGGACUGUCGUCUGUGCGCUGCCUGUAGUCAGUCCCUAGAACAGACGUGUCUGGUGCCAUGUGCGACGUGUGAGAGAGUCUAUCACACAGGCUGUCUGCAACCUCCUCCUGAGCGCAAGCCCAAGUCAUCUUGGAGAUGCACGUAUUGUCUGGAGCCUCAUGACAAGCCGCCGCCUCCCCCUCCCCCGGCUCACGAACCUUCGCCUCCUGCCAAUACACCAAACUCUUCACACAAGACCCCUAAACGCAAUAAGGAGCUCAGAAAUCAAAGGUUGGCGGCGCGAGGACUGACAGGACGCAAGGGCAAGAAAGCCAGUGUUGUGGAGGAGAGCAGCUCUGAGGAUGGUAAUGAGUCCCCUCCUCCUCCUCCAGCCCCUGUCCGAUCCUCACCCUCCCCUUCCUCUCCCGGUGGGGGUCCGGCCAGUGGCCAGCGGGAAGAGACUAGCGAUCGAAUCUCAAAAGAGAAACAAAAGUUCUUUAGAACGAGUGCAUUCUAUGCGAUGCGCCAGGGUGGUGUGGGUGCGGGCGCUCGUACUGUGCGGGACUCGAGCUCUAGCAGUAGUUCCUCCGGUAGCAGCAGUAGUAGUAGCAGCAGCAGCAGUGACGAGUCCAGUAGUACCUCCGACACGGAGCAGAAUACCAAAGUGCAAGUCAGGACUCAUAGUGAGGCUAAGAAAUGUGAUAUUAUUGUUAGUGAAAAAAAUAAAGUAGUUAGGGAUGUAGUUAAAGAAGUGAAACCGCCGGUGGUGAAGAGUGGAGAUGUAGAGUUCCGCAAAUCGGUACCUCUGAGGUCCGCGACCAAUCACGAUCGGUGUAAGACACCCAGUAUUGGUCACAAAAUAACAGAGACUCUGCCUAAAAGUGCCGGGUCGAAUAAUCAAGCUGAUACUCCUGCAACUGCCCUCGACACUCCUGUGUUUUCUAACCUUUAUAAGUCAUCAUUGCCAGACAGCUUUACACCACUUUCCACCAGUGCUUCUAAAGCACCAGCACCUCGCACAGGGAGCCCCACUAAGUCCCCCAGUGGAUCCAACGGGAGGUUAACUUCAAAACCCGGAGGUAACAUGUCUUCAUUGAUCAGUAGUUUGUCCAACAGCUACUUGAACAAGUCAUCGUCAUCACCAGCAAACAGUCACUCUGUUACAUCAUCAAAAACUGACAAAGUAAACAACCAUAAUUCUUUUGUCGAAGAGAAGGAAAAACCCUGGGGGUUUGCGGCUGCUGCAGCCCAAGAGAAGGCAGAUAUUUUUGGUUCAAACACAAUCGAAGCCUUUACUCCCCUCAGUGGUCUCAUCAACCCCAAGCAUUCGGUGACUACUCCACCUUCAUGUAAAACUAGCCUGAGCACCUUGUGUUCGCCUCUAGGAGCUACUCUUCACACACCACUGACUUCUACGUUGAAAGCUCCCUUAGGAGCUGCUCUGGACAAACCCAUGUCCACAACCAGCUCGUCUGGAACAGCACCAGCAGACGACAGACCGGUGAACAAAGAAAUGUAUCGGCCCGGUCUUGGACAACUCAAGGGACUGUUUGACGGACUAAGCCACUUGUUCACUACUCCGGCUCACAGCCGCUUUAGAACUGGAGCAAAUACACCUAAUUAUAAUCCUGGGAGGCGGAAACCCCGUUCCGAGUUACCAAAGAGAAAAUAUAAGACUGUUAAUGAAAUUAAAACGUCGAAUAAAGUGCCUAAAACGGGAACGAUCCCGCCCUCCAAAGAAGUUGUUGUACCUUUAACUCCUCCUGCUCCCUUGCAAUUACCACCUCCCCCCGAAGUUAAAUAUUUAAGCCCCUCUUUUCUCGUUAAAACGGCAGCAAAUGCUAAAAAACAUGAAACAGAAAGAAGACGUAUGUUUAAAGAAGAAGGUCCCCACAUUGUUUCCGACAGUACGUUGAUGUUGCACAAAAAGCAAGCCCAAAAGAGAGAACUUAUCGCGGAAGCCACUCUCCGUGACCACCACCACCCUGUGCCUCCAUCUCAUUUCCGAGCACCUUCUCGGACCGACCACCUCAGGCCGACCGACUCUAACCGCUCGGUGUUCCAGAGAAUCAACAGCAUGCAGGAUUUGCCACAGUUUGUGUCACAGAAAGAUGUGGAAUUGUUCAAACAAGCGAUUCAGCAGCGUAUCAGUUCGACGGUGGAGUCAGCUGAGCCUGUGGCUACGACGUCCACUCCAGGUGGGUCGCUGCAGACUAGGUGUCCAGCGGCCAUCGAGUUUGGAACCUAUGAGAUUCAAACCUGGUACUCCUCCCCCUUCCCCCAGGAGUACGCAAGAUUACCAAAGCUGUUUCUGUGUGAGUUCUGCCUCAAAUACACCAAAAGUAAGGCAGUUCUGGAGAGACAUCAAGACAAGUGUACAUGGAGGCAUCCCCCCGCCACCGAGAUAUACAGGCGUGAUGAUCUCUCUGUUUUUGAGGUUGACGGGAAUGUGAAUAAAAUUUACUGUCAGAAUCUCUGCCUUCUAGCCAAGUUGUUCCUAGACCACAAGACUCUCUAUUACGAUGUGGAGCCGUUCCUGUUUUAUGUAUUGACCAAAAAUGAUCACAAGGGUUGUCAUCUAGUGGGGUAUUUCUCCAAGGAGAAGCACUGUGCCCAGAAGUACAAUGUCUCUUGUAUCAUGACCAUGCCUCAGUAUCAGAGACAAGGAUAUGGCAGAUUCCUCAUAGACUUCAGUUACUUGUUGUCCAGAGAGGAAGGCCAGCCCGGGACACCUGAGAAGCCAUUGUCAGACCUGGGCAGAGUGUCGUACCAUGCCUACUGGAAGUCAGUCAUACUGGAGUACCUGCACAGGCACAAGGACGAGCCUUUCUCCAUUGCAGCCAUCAGCAAGGAGACUGGUGUGUUCAGCCACGACAUCAGUGUGACAUUACAACAGCUGGGGAUGGUGGCCAAGAAAAAGAGCGGGGAGAUCAUCAUCACAGUGGAUUGGGACAUGGUGGAGGCACACGCUCGUCGUGUAGCCACCAGCCGCUCUCGGAUACACAUAGAGCCCGAGUGUUUGCGGUGGACACCUCUCAUCUCACACAUUGCCAACCCCUUCAAGACCAUCGAGGGAGAGGAGAGCAGUAAGGUGGAUGUGGAGAGUACAGACCCUACAGAUGAAGAGGCUGAAGACACUAGUGAGCCUGUGUCACGGGGGAGACGGGGCCGUGGACGGGGCAGAGGACGGGGCCAUCGCAGACAAGCCAGUCUCCGCCACCUGCAGGAUACUGUGGGCACAUCAGACACUGACCAUAGUCCCAGCCCAGCACCACGCAAGCGCAAGUUUAAGAACAGGCUAAUGACCAACUUCUUCAAGAAGCGAGAGAUGACGUUAGACAAGGAAGACACCGAGGAGGAUGUAAGCCUGGCUGGUCGCAAGCGCAAACGCAAAUCCUACGACGAGUCUGAACCUGUGGAGAAACGGUCUCGCAGCGACAACUCUGCCAGUCUCCUCAAGCCAAGUAGAUUCACUGGCAACACUCCUCCUAUCGCUAUGGCAAAGUCAUUUGGUCGAGGUCGUGGCAGAGGCAGAGGUCGAGGACUGGGCAGAAGUCGCGGCAGAGGGCUUGGUCGAGGGUUUGGCCGUUCAGUCAACAUCACUUCUGCGCUGCUGCCUAGAAGAGGCCGACCUGGCCGUCCUCCCAAGAUUUGUGUCACCAGCACUGAGGGAGAGAUGCAGCUCAUCAGCAAUGCUCCAGUUCAGAGACUCAGGAAGGUCAACAACUUCUCUAUGGCAGCCAAACUACGCUGGCAGAAGCGACACGCCAAACUACUGCAGGAGAAACAACAAGCUGCCACUGCAGUCAACAAACCUGUUGAGAGUCUGGAGGGGAUGCCAUGUUUGUCGCCAGAGGUACACUCAGCUCCACCAGUAGCACCUCCACUGUCUCCACCCGCCUUGCUCUCCUCAGCCGUGCUGCCCAAGAAACGGGGACGUGGUCGACCACGCAAACUGCCUUCACCUACUCCACAGAAAAUGGAAGAAGAUUCAAGAGAGGUUAAAAAUUUGAACGUUGAACCAGUUGAAACAGUCAACAAUUCUAGUCCGGAGACGUCAGAGGAGAUUGCAGAUGUUGCGAAGAAGGAGUUUGAAAGCAAAGAAAUGUAUGAAUCUCCGAUUGCCAGGGAAGAAAAGAGUGAAGAGGAUCAAAGUGAUGAACCAGCCUCAACAAAAGAAAAGGAAGAAGAACCUGAAAAAAUGGAGGUUUGUGAGGAAUCUGAUAAGGAAGAUUCAUCUCCAGUUGAGAGUCAACCUUCACCAAAGCAGGACUCUCCUUCUGAACGACCUGCCUCUCCUGUCGCUCAAACACCUCCUCCACCUGAACUGAAGGAGGACAGUCGUCCACCAUCACCCCUACUGCAGCCGGUCGAGAACAAAGAAGAAAAGUUGACAAAUGAAAAUAAUGAGGUUUUAAAACCUGAACAGGAGCAGAACAGCAUGGAAGUUCCUGUUCAUCAUAGUCCCACUGUAGAACAAAAUCAUGAUCCAAAUGAAGAAGAUGAAGAAGUAACAGUUGUCGACAAGGAAGAUGAAAUUAGUAAAUCAUCUCAAAGAUCCAGAGCUCCAGAUAUGCCUGUACUGACAGAAGACGUGCCUGAUGAUUCUUGUUGUAGGAUGGAAGAUGAUAGCAAAAAGGAACAUGAUAGCCUUCAACAAAUUGACAGCGUGAAAUGCCGACCUGGUGAAUCUGAGACAACAACGAAAGAAGAUAAAAGUGCACAAUCAGAACCCAUGGUAGAUCUGACACAAGGAGACGAAUCAAUGCAUGAGUUUGACCGUAAAUCAGAUAAACCGGAAGGAGAGAAGUGCAAGCAAUAUGACAGGUACAUUCCACCUCCCAAUGACAGUUACUAUAAACAAGAGAGAAAUGAAAAGAAAAGAAGUCAUGAACCUGAAUAUCCAAAGAAGAGUUAUGAUGAACAAAAGAGAAAUACUGAAAUUGAACUUCAGAAGAGACACUAUGAAGCAGAAUAUCAGAGGAAGAGUUAUGAAGAUUACCAAAAAAGGAUGAGUGACCUAGAAAACCUGAAAAGAAUAAAUGAUUUAGAGAAUCUCAAAAGAAUCAACGAUCUAGAAAAUAUUAAAAGAAUGAAUGACUUUGAGAACAUAAAAAGAAUGAACGAUCUAGAAAACAUGAAAAGAAAUCAUGACCAAGACUAUCAACGCAGAUUCUAUGAACAGCAGGAGUAUGCAAAGCGAAACUACAAUUCGGACUAUCAUAAAAAGUAUGAGCAGAUGGAAAUAGACAAUUGUAAAAGAGAAAGUGGAAAUAGGGAAAGUCCCAAUAAAACCAGGCAUUCUCCAAAGCCAGAGGAAAGAGAGCAUAAGAGAAGCAAGCAAGAAAGAGAUCUCAAAAUCAAUACAGUAUCUCCUGCUCCUCCAAAUAAAAUUCCCGACAAAUCACCACCACCUAUUGUGGUUGUCGAUGACACAGAGCGAAGUACAAAUUCAGAAGAUAAAAAAGUGGAAGUGGAUGUUGCUAGUGGAAAUACAACUCCCAGAUUGGACCACAGUGUCGAAGGUCAACAACCCGCAACACCAAUCAAUCCUGGGUCUGUUAAACAAACUCCUCCACAGCCGGAGAUCCCAAGUAUGGGAGUUUACACUCCAGACUCUACCACAAACUCAGUACAUUCUCUUCACGGCUACGGUCAGUGUGACUUGGAUGUCAGUCAGCUGGGACUAGAAUCUCCCACAAGUAUAUCGUCCAAUGACAUGCCACCAUCCGUCGGGGCACCUGAGCCACCGAGACCUCCCUCGUCCCAGGCCUACACAGACUGUGCCCAACAAGGUGGACACCCAGUGUUCCAUCAUCAUCACGUCACGUCUUCUCCUCAGCACUGUCCACCCUCACUACCGCAGUAUCAAACUGCCCCGUCCAAACAGUCAAGCAGCCGUAGCAAGUCCUCCCAGAGUGUAAGUCAACACCACUCUCGUAACAGAUCUACACCCCCUGCUCCCUCCCCAGCCCUCCACAGAUCUACCCCACCACAGCAAACAUCUCGACACCACCAACAGAGCUACUCCCAUCACCACCCCCAUCACUCAGUAGUGUCUCAACCCAACUACAUUGUACCUCAGAUGCAGACAGGCGCCUAUGUUCCUAUGACGACGGUGAUCCAACACCGGAUGACCCCAGGUUCUCAACCGUCUCCCAGUCAGAGAGUCAGUUCUACACCGACAUGCUCAGUCGCAGGUCCCACAAACUUCUACAUCCAGAACAUCCAGCCGGCAAUGCAUCCCCACACACACACUCCAACACCGAGCACCACCUGCUCAGGGGUGCCUCAAACUACCCAAGGUACUCCUUCUUGCAGCCUAGCCAAGCUGCAGCAACUUACCAAUGGUUUGGAUAUGGUCCCUCCUGGCCACUGCGCAAAUAUGACUCCUCCUCCUCCCAUGAACCUCACUCCUCCACCCACCUCCCAUCCGACAAUGACCCCUCCUCCGUCUGCUCAUCAGAUGCUGCAGCAGUCCAACCUGGCAGCGAGCUACCACAAGUUCUACCCUGGUAACAUGCCUCCGUCUAGUGGCCGCAGCUCCAGUCGGUCCUCCGGUGUCCAGAUGCCUCCCACGAGUAGUUCAUCCCGUCCCGGUGUUUCACCCAACGUCACACUCAACCCCAACCUGAUGGGCAGCUCCAUGUACCAGUUCAAUGGCUACCGCAUGGCCGGACAACAGAGCCCGGCUACUGUAACCGGUUAUAUCACAAACACUGGAUUCAUCAACCAGGGUCAGAUACCAGUACAGAUGGGAGUGAUGAACAUGGCUCAAAGUCAAUACGCACAGGACCCUGCCGCCAUACAACAGAACAAUAUUUAUACUUACGGCUACAUCAACAGCAACCUUAUCAAUGGCACUUUGAGGCGUUAAAUCAUCCUAAGUUGUAAAGGGGACCAAUUUUUAUUUGUCCUAAAUUUGUCUUUCAUUGUGAUUACAACAAUUUUGGUGGUCAAAGAAAAAAAUAAUCAACUAAAAAUUUGAAUUCAAUUUGAUUUCACAUUUUGGUAAAAUUUGUGACAAAAUUAAAUUAGGUUUUUAUAAUACCAUUGAAUCUUUGAAGUUAAAUGUUGCUCCAACAUGUAUGUACAUUAUUACCGAUUUAAUGUUUUAUAUUUGUUGAUUUAAUGUCUCAGCCUUAUAAAUGGAUAAUGUUAAGUCACUUAUUGUUAGUGUUGCUCGUUAUUACAGGGUUAAUAUGUUAUUAGUAAAUGUUCUUGUUAACUGAUGUUCAAUUAACUUAUACAUUGUAAAGUUUAAGUUACAUGUUUUUUUUUAGUUGCACACAUCUUUCUCCUGGUUAUUUUUUUACUGGUUUAUUUUGUAUUAGAUAUAUUUUGUAUACUUGUGAUUUAUUAACUUAAGUCUUAAUUGUGUGGUCUCUGCAGUUUCAAUGUAUAAUUUAAUUAAAAUUUAUUUUUGUAACCCUUUUUAACAUUUGUUUAAUUUUAUUUUCAGAGCCGUUUUCAUUAUGGUUUGUUGUGUAAUCACACAUUUGAUUAAGUGUUGUACAUUGCAUUGCACUUCAUUGAUUUACUUUAGGGAGUUUUCCAAUUUUUUCUUAUAGAACCAUGGAUAUUGAGCAGUUGAUGAACUCUUCAAUUAUUUUUUUUCUUGUUACUUUUUAUAGUAUUGCAAUCUUGUUACUUUUUUUAGUAUUGCAAACCCAAAGGAUUUUUUUACAGGGGACCGAUCCAAAUUAAUAAUUUAAUGAGUCAGAUUUUCACAAGAUCACUGUAAUGUUCAGAGUUGCAUGAUAAUGGUACAAUCCAGAUAAUGAUAAAACAAUUAAAUGAGCUCAGAGACGCGUUGACUUUUUUACAAAGUUUGACUCUGUCUUAUAGUGUUUAUACUAACUAUUUGAUUGUUAGGUUUUGGUGUUGCGAGAUGUUUAAGAUAGUGUUGACAUACAUCACAGUACUCUGUAAAUACUUUAUAUUCCAGCACUGUGUCAUGUAUUAUAGUAGUUUAGGAGAAAGUGAUUUAUUUUUGUCACUCAAAUAUCAGUACAACUCAGUGUAUGUAAUAGGCUAAUCUCUCUCUUCUAUAUUAUUUAUUUUUAUAAUAAGCAGUCUGUAAUUUUUAAGUUUUCUAUUUGCAUGUACGGCAGCUAAAAGCUUAAUUUACUUUUAAAAUGCGUUGAGUAUUCUUGUGUAACUUUUCCUCUUCAAAACUAACUCGGAGAAGAACUGUCCAAAUUGAAUAGCAGUCUAUAGUUUGGGUCAGUAAAUGUGAUAAAUAUUCUAGAAUGAAAGAUUGUUCGGUUUAAUCUUGAUAAUAGAAUUUGUAAAACCACUAAGAGAUGGUUAUAGUCAAAAGUAUGAUAAUGUAAAUAUAUGUUUUUGUGAUGUAAGAAUAAAAAUGGUCUGUUGUUUUUAAUAUAAUUCUAUGUUAAGUCUGUGUAAUUAUAAUUCUGGUCUUUGUUACUGUAAGAUCAAUUUUGUAGAAAAGUAUUAUUUUUAGUAUAAUUUAAAUUUGAUGAGUUUUAUAUGUAAUUUAUCUUAAAAUUCUUGCUGUAUAUAGAAAAGCUAAAUUAUACAAUGU